Musca domestica (house fly) is the source of this 4972-nucleotide messenger RNA. RefSeq lists its product as uncharacterized. Gene Ontology annotation, biological process: regulation of transcription by RNA polymerase II. Bases 543 to 2150 code for a protein of 535 amino acids. Lineage: Eukaryota; Metazoa; Arthropoda; Insecta; Diptera; Muscidae. Gene Ontology annotation, cellular component: nucleus; transcription regulator complex. The transcript is spliced from 2 exons. The record is from RefSeq and is a predicted model, not a curated record.
UGACGGCAACUCCACAACUGCAGCUAACUUCGGGCAACGGGUUUGUUUUGAUUUUUUUUGGUACGACAAAAAAAUUGACGAAAAAACAAUUAGCACCUUAGAAAAGAAAAGCGCCACAAGUAAAUUAAGUGGAAUGUUCAAUUGAAAGUUAUUAAAUCAAAGAAAAAAUCUCAGAUAAUGUGUGUUAAUUUAGAGCAAUGUGUGGAAGUUAAGAUGGGGCUGUAAUGUAUCAAAAUGCCGCCUUUGUAACCCGUAUAUUUAUUUGUUGUAUAUGUGACUUGUCGGUGGUCUCGUAUGUUGUCUUGUGUCGUCACAUAACUUGCUAAUUAAAUUAAUUAAACAUUAAUUACAACAAAAGGAACACCAAUGAAAGUUUUGUAACACAAAAUCGGUGGCAGAAGUAGUGAUUUAGAAAAACAGAAUCUUCACCCCAUAAGGAAGCAAAAACGUCUUCGCCUCUCAUCGGGAGCGGCAGUAAUUGUUUGUUAUUUUGUGUCUUUGCCUGUUCCCUUACCUUCGCCUUUGUAUGAAACUCAUCAACAAUGGAUGAACAAUUAAUCGAUGAAGUAGCUUUACAUGCGGUUAUAUACAAUCGUCAGAAAUAUUACCUCAAUGGCAGUGUUAAUGGCCAGAAUCCCAAUGGCAAUAAAUAUGAGACAAAAGAUGAAGCCUGGCAGGCGAUUGCAUUAAAGUUGAGAAGCGAUGUGGAAACCUGUAAAAAACGAUGGAAAUAUUUGCGCGAACGUUAUGUCAGCCAACGUAAACAGGGCGAUCCUCCCGUCUAUGAACAUCUCUCGCGGCCAUAUUUGGAAAAAAUGAAAUUUCUCGAUCAACACAUACAGCCACGCAAAUCAUAUCGAAAUGUACCCAAUUUCCUAACCUCACCCCACUCGGCGAACGGUUCAAGUUUCAAUGACUACAAUAUGGACUCCAAAUCGAAUAGUUCUCUCAAAAGUAUAGGCCAUUUUGGCCAACACCACCACUUUCAGGAUCAACAACAUGCCAUGAAUGCUUUAAGUACUGCCGCAGCAGCUGCCUCAGCUUUAGAGAGUGAUAGUCGUGUUAAAAUCGAAGCCGACCAAGUGUUUCGGGAUUUUGCUGCGGCUGUGGCCUCUCAACAUGGCCAGCUAACACCCAUGCUACAAAGUUACAAUGAACAUUUUCGUGAUGCUGCCACCAAUGCCCUGUCGGCAGUUGUGGCCAAUACAUCGACAUCGAAUGGCAACAAUGGUUUACACUCGUCAUCGUCUUCAAUGAAAUCACCUCUUUCGUCUCCAUUGGGUGCCACACAAAAUGGUUCUAACAGUGCUGGUCACUCGACUUCUACACCCAAUCAUCAUGUCGCCGCUGCCUCCUCCUCCUCAAAUAAUAACCUCAACAAUUCGGGGGCCUCCUCAACGGCAGCUGGCGGCAGUGACAUGGGCAAUGGCAAUCAUUUCAAUGGCCAAAAUUUCAACGAUUCCCAUCACGAAGAUAUGGACUCGUCGAGUAGUAGUAACUACACUAAGAAACCCAGGGUACAAUUAAAUAACACUUCCGCGGAAAAUACGCUCCAUCACAAUGGCAGCCUACAUCACAAUAGUUUAGCAACCAAUAGCAGCAACCAUCCUCAUCAUCAACUAAAUAAUUCCAAUAAUUCACAAUUUGGUGCCACUAACGGCGGUGCGGAUGAGUCCGAUGAAGAUUCCGACGAGAACAGUGCAUCCAUGAUGCAAACCCAAAGUAUACUUAACGAUACCAAUACAGAAAAUCCUUUUACAAAUCUCCCAGCAGCAUCACCGGCACCCUCAAAUGCUUCUUCGUCGAAUGCUCUGCAACGUUCCAAUUCAACACAUUUGGCCACAAAUACCCCAAAUGGUAAUCCACAAACAAUGUUUCCCACAAAUGCUGAUUUCCUAUUCCAGCUGUAUCAACAAUUGCCGCAACAUCAAAACAAUCUCCAGCAGCAGCAACAACACCAGCAGCAUCAGCAACAACAACAGCAAUUCAGUAAAUUCCAAGUGCCACAAACACCGCCACCCACACCGGUACAACGUAGCUCGGAACAGUUGUUGGGUGAGCUGGUGACCACCGAACUAUUGAAAAUGUCCAAGGAACGGCGUAAAUCUGUACAAAAAAGAAUUUUGGAAAUAUUAUUUUUUGAUGAUUAAAAGAAUGCGCGUAAAAGAGAAAGUGUGGUAAAAGAAUGAAACAAGUUGGAAUGGUGUUGUUCCAUGUGAACGAUUCGAAACCGGAAAGGUGUUAGAUUUGAACGGGUCGAAACUAUGACAAAGUUUAUUUUUUACUGUUGAACUCGAAGAGACUUCAAAAGUAAAAAAGUAGUCCCUUUCCUAUUAGAGAUGAUUGCAUUGAAUUAUGCUUUCUGAAGGUCAAAACACAGUGCCUGCUUUCAAAGAAAUUACUAGAGCACUCUGAUUAAUGGAUAGAAAAACUUCUGACCCUAAAUAUUUCCCUGACGAGGGGGAACUUAAAGAUAUCAUUCUGAGCCAUAUUUGGUUCACAACUCUGUUAUAAAGAGGAACAGUUUCCUCUUCAGAUGUAAUUCAGUGUAAUUUGUGCAUUUUCUCGGAUAGAGUCCUGGAACAGCGCAGACUUAUUCGCAGCAGGCUGUUAUUCACCAAAUGGAUGUAUUUUCUGCAAUGGUGAAUAGUCUGAAGAAGUUUGCCUACAGAAGUAACAUUACUUUUACACUGAGGUUAUCCGAGUGGAUAGUCUUGGAUAUUUUUCUUUUCUGUUCAAUUUGGCUUGAUGAUUGUCGUUUUCUUGUGGCUUUUUCCAGGCAUGGGACCUUUGGCGAAUGAAUCCAACCUGCUUGCUGACAACCGGCUUGCUUUGUUUGUCCGGCCGAUGAAUUUUUAGCCUCGGGAUGUGGUGCUGUCUUCGGUGCCCGCCGCGGAAUCCUAAUCGAAUGGAUAGCCCAUAGGUAGACUGGUCUUCUCAGUGUGGUCAUUGGGUGGGAGGGUGAUUCUUUUCGAAUUUCCGCACUACCUUUGGGUUUAUCUUGAUCAAGAUUCUUCCCCUCUCCGUAAAAUAAACUUUCUGCAGGAACGGUUGUUUGGGAGUCUAGUGGUUAAUUAGGGCGAUUAGUGGUUAAUUAGGGGCGUCAGUAGUUUUGCCUCAUCGAGACCAAGGAUCACGGGAACUCGAAUAUUUGGUACGAGACUUUGGGCCGUUUCAGGUCAUUGCAACCCCACUUAGAAGUCAUGUUCCUUAUGUUGCAGUGAUCAGUCUGAUUCUUACCACAAGUUUCUUAUCUGAUUUGGCCAUGGAAAAGAACGAUCUUGUUCUCUUCUCUCUCUGUAAAGAUGAGAUGAGAAUCGUUGUUGAGGACAACAAAGAAUAGGUUUUGCGAAGAGAAAUAAGAAACUAACGAGCAUUUCUUUUGUCGGCGUCUUUUAAAUCGGGAGCAAUAACUUCUUCUUUUCCAACUUUCCAUUAGGGAACCAUUGACCUUAAUUAACUUCUCAAAAGUCCUCGAAUUACUAUAAAUUAGUUCUGACCGAUCUUCUUCAUUUUGAUGUUAAUAUUCAUUUAUUCUAGGUAAAUUGUCAGGAUGACAAUGAACCCUUUGUGUCUGUUUGAAGUAACAAUCAAAUGGUUUUCAAACUAAAGGUUGCGCAUCCAAAUUCUGAACUAACCUAUAAGCGAUUCCCGCUCUCCAUCCGUCAUUCCAUCUCUCGGCUUAUUGAAUUUUAAGGAAUAUGGGGAAGAUUUUAAAUUUCAAAUCUACAUCUUCUGUCAUAAGAGUGGCCUGGUUAAAUAACCUGUGGUUAUCAGCAUCCGCCAAGGACGACAAUCCAACGGGCUUAUGCUUUCCCAGAAACCAUAGAAAAUAUAGUCCAGGCACUUUUUAAUGGUAACGCUCUCAUCUCAAAUAUCAAACAUUCGUUUGUGUUGUACUAGACCGGUAAAAUCAACAUUCUAUCGUACCACAGAUUUUCACAGCUGCCAUCCGUCAAGGACGACAAUCCAACGGGCUUAUGCUUUCCCAGAAACAAUAGAAAAUAUAGACCAGGCACUUUUUAAUGGUAACGCUGUCAUCUCAAAUAUCAAACAUUCGUUUGUGUUGUACUUGACCGUUAAAAUCAACAUUCUAUAGUACCACAGAUUUUCACAGCUGCCUAAAGUUGUUUUAGACAUUAUUUUGUGAAAUCAAAGUUUUACAUUAACUACAAAAAAGGAAAGUAUCUCUGUCCUCUAACGCCAUCCAUUCCAACUUGUUUCACCAGCAGAUAAUAUUUAAAGACUCAUAAAACUUUUGAUUUACUUAUACAUUUACCUAGGUCCUAACAUAUCCAUAAUUUACUCAAAAUCCUCGCCCAAGAUUUAUCUUCUAAAACAAACAAACUAUUAAUAAUAAGAUUAUUUUAGUGAAUAAGUUUAAACAAUCGUAAAUAAACUCCCAACAACUAUUUAUUUGUUUCUCUUUGAACAACUUGUUUCUAAAAAAAAAACAAAAAUACCAUCAUUCCACAUGAAAUAAAAAACAUAAAUAUAAAAAUUCAUAAACAUUUUAUGACUGCAUUUAGCAGAUAAUAUAAAAUUCUAAAAUUAAUAUUUAAAAAAUCCCACCUAUUUUUAAGUAUAUUAUGUAUUUUAUCAUUUUACAAUACAAAACCAGAUAAUCUAUUGAUUUGUUUGUAUUGUUUCUACCACCACCACCAACAACACCAUUACUACUACUACUUCCUAACUUCUAGUCAAUAUAUAUACAUGUCGUAUUUUUUUUUAAAUUCCUAUUUUUAUUUUUCUUUCUAAAAAAUAAUGUUUUGUUUUUAAUUUUAUGUAUAAAUACACAUAAACAUAUUUAUAUAUAUUUACAUUGUGUGUCAACAAGAAUUUUCCUUAAAUGUGUAUUUACAUUACCGUAAGCUAAGCUUUAACGUUUUACGUUAUAUAUACAACAAUUAAUGAUAAAAUAAAAACAAUAGUAAUAAUAAUUACAGUAAAUAAAACAAGGAUCUGUAUAAAA